This is a messenger RNA of Podospora bellae-mahoneyi, 1317 nucleotides long. RefSeq lists its product as uncharacterized. Lineage: Eukaryota; Fungi; Ascomycota; Sordariomycetes; Sordariales; Podosporaceae. The record is from RefSeq and is a predicted model, not a curated record. The coding region runs from base 1 to 1317 and encodes 438 amino acids. Gene Ontology annotation, molecular function: oxidoreductase activity; NAD binding; NADP binding. The transcript has a single exon.
AUGGCCGACCAGAAACCACCUGUUGCCUUCAUCGGGCUCGGAGCCAUGGGCUUCGGCAUGGCCACCCACCUCAUCAAGCAAGGCUACCCAGUUACCGGAUUUGAUGUCUGGGCCCCAACUCUCGAACGGUUCGAGGAAGCAGGCGGCUCAACCGCCACAACACCAGCAGAAGCCGUCCUCAACAAGGAGCAUGUCGUCGUAAUGGUGGCCACCGCCCAGCAAGCCCAGUCUGUUCUGCUGGAUGGUCCCAAUGCUGCCGUCCCGAAGCUUCCCCAAGGAGCCGUGGUCCUUCUCUGCUCCACCGUCCCCUGUGACUACGUCCAGGCUCUCCAAGUCCAGCUCAACAGCAUCGGCCGCAGUGACAUCUUGCUGAUCGACAGCCCAGUCUCCGGCGGAGCCGCCAGAGCAGCAGAUGGCACUCUUUCCAUCAUGGCAGGCAUGUCUGCUGCUGCGUUGGAGAAAGGACGCCCGUUGCUCGCUGAGCUGGCAGAUCCAGCAAAACUGUACAUUGUCGAGGGUGGCAUCGGUGCUGGCAGCAACAUGAAGAUGGUGCACCAAGUUCUCGCGGCAAACCAAAUCCUGGGAGCAAGUGAGGUGAUGGGUUUCGCUGAGAGACUAGGCCUAGAUCUGGCCAAGGCUCAAAAAGCAGUGCUGGAGUCUGAUGCUUGGAAUUUCAUGUUCGAGCACCGAACACCCAGAAUAUUCACCGAGUUCCAGCCUGUUGCCAGUGCGGUUCAGAUUAUCGUCAAGGAUACCAGCAUCAUCACCUCAGAAGGGCGAAGAAGUUCUUUUGCCACGCCGAUGACAAGCGCAGCGGAGCAGAUCUACUUCACUGCUGUUGGGAGAGGGUGGGCGAUGGACGACGAUAGCAGUCUCGUGAGACUCUAUACCGAAGGAAACGGAAAGGUUGGGCCAGUUUAUGGCACUGCUGAGUCAGAGGAGGAUAAGACGGCUUUGGUGUUGGCUUUGAUGAGAGGUAUCCUGCUUUGUGCUGCUGCAGAGUCUCUUGCUUUUGCGCACACUGUGAGUCUGGAUUUGGAUCAGGUAUUGGAUCUUUGUGUCAACGCUGCUGGUGGUAGCAAAGUGCUGGAGAAGCUUGGGCCUGCCAUUAUCAAGGAGCUCGGGGGUGCCGGCGAUGCUUCAAGUGGCGAGUUGAGCCUUGAGGAUGUCUUUAGCGGACUGAGUGCGGCGGUCGAGGAGGCACAGAGGAUAAAGACUCCGUUGUAUCUUGGGACCCAGGCGUUGAGUAUUCUCCAGCGUGUGACACAAUCCAAAGGGACAGGCUCUGCUGGUGUUGUCGUCAAGGCGUGGGUUUGA